UUACGUUUUUCAUCUAUUGUUGACCAUGGCAGCGGAGGGGGACUUUCUGAUGAGAUAUCGUGCUGUAUCAAAUAAAUUGAAAAAACGUUUUCUUCGGAAACCCAAUGUAGCAGAAGCAAGUGAGCAGUUUGGUCAGUUGGCUAAAGAGCUGAAGCAGCAAGACUGCCUUCAGUAUGCAGCCUUCUGUGACCUUGCAAUGGCAAGGUGUGAGCAGACUCUUUUCAAUGCUCCUGGGGAGGCCCUGGCCCUGACCGAUGCUGCCCGGCUCUUCCUGCUCUCUGAGAAGGAGAACAGAGCACUACAAGCCCCAGGCUUCGACGAGCACCUGCAGGCCGCACUCAACUGCUACAGCUUUGCCAUCAAGGUGUACAUUGAGAUGAACCAGCCUGUCAUGGCUGCCAGUCUAUCUCUGGAACUUGGCAAUGCCCUCAAGGAGAUGAACAGACCAGGUGAGGCCAUAGUUCACUACCAGAGAGCAGCAGAACUCCAGACACAGCAGCCCAUUGAGUCUCUGCUGUCUAUGGGAGAGAUGGCCACCUGCAAAAUACUCACCCGUGACUAUGACGGCGCGCUGUCCGUGCUGACAGAGAUGCAGCUGAUGUGUCAGGAGAGGGGACUGCAACUGCCCGGCACCAGCACCCCCGUUGGUGCAUUUCUGGACAUUGUGGCCAAGUGUGAGAUUUCUAGAGUACUUUUACUGAUGCUGCUUGAGCCUCCUCCCCAGAAGUUGUUGCCAGAACAUGCCCAGACCCUGGAGAGAUACGCCUGGGAGUCGUUUGACCCUCAUAGUCAGGUGACCUUCCUACCUGAGAAUGUCUUCCUGCUUCUGCAGUCAGUUGUGAUGGCUUGCCAGGAAAAAGACACAGAGUCCCUCAAGUCUCUUCAACCUGAACUCUGGCCUCUUCUCUCAGCAGAGCAGAACCACCUCCUUCACUUGGUGGUGCAAGAGCGGAUCACCCCCUCUGGACAGGGGAUUUAGUACAGUCCAAAUCAACUCACUACACCCCCUCGGAAUGACACAUAAUGGAACAUUCCUGUCUCUGUCUUGGUCUGUUGUAGGGCCUCUUGAAUAAUGUUUUGGUGGGGUUGUUUUUUCUAAAAAAAAAACGUGGGAACCGGACCAAGCAUGUCAUUGGACAUACUGUACAUCUUACUGCAUCCCCUGUUAUGCCUAUUAGUGGUCGCAGGAUUGCUCUCGUGGUGAAGUCUUGCAUCAAAUAGUUAUUUAUUGGAAAUAUGUUGAAUAGAUGAAAUAUGAAUGAAAAAUAUGCUUUUUUUUCUAGCGUUUUUAUUUUGUUAAUAAAUUGUAUAGUCUGAACAAACAUGGCUUAAAUUCCAAUGUAAUUACAAAACAGAAUCCCUCUACUGCAUUAUAAUAAAUGGUGAUAUUACAUACACCGCAUUGA
Molecule: messenger RNA, 1406 nt
Organism: Oncorhynchus nerka (sockeye salmon)
Lineage: Eukaryota; Metazoa; Chordata; Actinopteri; Salmoniformes; Salmonidae
Gene: f8a
Product: coagulation factor VIII associated
Exons: 12
Coding region: 26-979 (317 amino acids)
Biological process (GO): vesicle cytoskeletal trafficking
Cellular component (GO): early endosome
Molecular function (GO): protein binding
Source: RefSeq, a predicted model, not a curated record